CCCCAUUUUUUUACCACUUUGUUUACAAAGGAAAAAAAAAAGAAAAAGAAAAAAAGCAAAGAUGGAUAGGAAUCGCCUGCACAACCAAGUUGCCUCCAUGAGAAGGUCCCUCUUUGAUCAGGGUUACCUUGACGAUCAAUUCAUUCAGCUGGAGGAGUUACAAGAUGAUACCAACCCUAAUUUUGUUCAAGAGGUUGUCACCUUAUUUUACAAUGAUUCCGCAAGGUUAAUUCAGAACAUCGAACAAGCACUGAACAGUGGCCCUAUUGACUUUUGUAAACUGGAUGAUUACAUGCACCAGUUCAAGGGAAGCAGCUCCAGCAUUGGGGCUAAGAAGGUUACCAAUGAAUGCACAGCUUUCAGAGAAUACUGCAAUGCUGAAAAUGCUGAAGGAUGCAUUAGGAGUUUUCAACAAGUGAAGCAAGAGUAUGCAAUCUUAAAGAGGAAGCUCGAAGUUUAUCUUCAGACGGUGAGACAAGCUUCUCAAACAGCAUGA
Messenger RNA from Gossypium arboreum, 496 nucleotides. Its product is annotated as histidine-containing phosphotransfer protein 4-like. NCBI's taxonomy places the organism in Eukaryota, Viridiplantae, Streptophyta, Magnoliopsida, Malvales, Malvaceae. Gene Ontology annotation, molecular function: protein histidine kinase binding; histidine phosphotransfer kinase activity. Bases 62 to 496 code for a protein of 144 amino acids. The transcript has 6 exons. Gene Ontology annotation, cellular component: cytoplasm; nucleus. The record is from RefSeq and is a predicted model, not a curated record. Gene Ontology annotation, biological process: cytokinin-activated signaling pathway; phosphorelay signal transduction system; phosphorylation.